Molecule: messenger RNA, 2511 nt
Organism: Punctularia strigosozonata HHB-11173 SS5
Lineage: Eukaryota; Fungi; Basidiomycota; Agaricomycetes; Corticiales; Punctulariaceae
Exons: 2
Source: RefSeq, a predicted model, not a curated record
ACCGAAGCUCCUGGGAUCCGGUCUCACCUACCUGAGCUGCAGUUUGCUGAGCAGUUUGUUGCCGCCAUUCGUUCCGCCACGUUACAGGAUGGUCGUCUACCACAGGAUGUUCUCGAACAACUCCAAAAGCCACCGUGCCAUACCGUGGAGGUCGACGACAAUCUUAGGCUGUUUCUCGACGUGUACCUUGCCCUUGACAACGCCUCUCGCACAAUGUAUGAUGCAGUCUGCGCUGCGAUACAGCGGCGCUUCGACCUCGACGAUAAGGUCAUGUACUCGCACGAUCGGAUCAAACGGAAGGUCACCGAGAUUACGGGCAUCGUCUCUGUUAUGCACGACAUGUGCAUCAAAUCUUGUAUGGCAUACACAGGACCAUUCGCAGAGAAGGAGGAGUGCAUUCACUGCAAGGAACCACGUUAUGAUCAGACCAUUCUCCGUCAGAGCAACGGAAAGCGAAAGGUUCCGCGCCUUCAGUUUUCAACCAAUCCCAUUGGUCCACAGAUACAGGCACAGAAGAGGUCGAAGAAAGGCGCGGAGAAUAUCCAUUAUCGAAACAAGCAGAUGGAGCAGAUCCUGGCAGCUCUUGACGACAAUAACGGAAUCAUUGCGGAGUACGUGGAUGUGUACCAUGGCCGACAAGUGUUAGAUGCCGUGAGGAGCAAUAUCAUCCGCAAGGAUGAUACAAUGCUGUUGUUCUCGUGCGACGGCGCGCAGCUCUUCCGUCAUAAAACAUCGGACUGUUGGAUGGCAAUGUGGGAGAUACUCGACCUCAGUCCAGAGCAUCGCACGAAGAAGAAGUACAUCCUCCCAGCGUGUAUAAUCCCUGGCUCGCCGGGCAACAUCGACUCAUUUCUCUUCCCUAGUCUGCAUCAUCUGCAAGCUUUGCAUAACGCAACAGCAUUAGAUGAAACUGGACAUGGUGGCUUCAAAGUCUGGGAUGCGCUGCAGCAGAAGAUCAUUGUCGACGACCCAUAUUUAGUUUUUGCCACAGCUGAUGCACCCGCGCUGGCAAGCAUCGGAGGUCUAGUGGGGCACAAAGGAAAGCGGGGCUGCCGGGGCAACUGUCCGAUGUAUGGGCGGCUAAAACCUGGUGGAAAGAAGUAUUAUCCUGCUCAUCUCAAGCCAACCAGGUAUAGCAUGGAAGGUUGCGCUCACAGCGACGUGAACCCCAGUCAGGUCCGGAUACAAUCAUCGGAGAACUACCACGCAGGAUUGAACCGCCUCUUGCAAGCACGAUCUAAAGCUGAGCACGCUGCUCUGCGACGGGAGCUUGGUAUAGCAAAACCAAGUGUUCUCAGUGGUCUCUCGCGGAUUCCAAGCAUUCCGCUAUGUUUUACUCCCGACAUCAUGCAUUUCUGUUCAUUGAAUCUGCCAGACUUAUUCCUUGGUCUAUGGCGUGGAACAAUGGAACACGAUUCUCUUGACAAUGAACCCUGGGAUUGGGUAUGUCUUGAGGGAAAUAAUUGGCAGCACCAUGGUGCCGAUGUUGCUGCAUGUGCAUCAUAUAUCCCUGGACUUUUUGACAUCGCUCCCCGCAACCCCGCAGAAUUCAUCACGAGUGGUUACAAGGCUCAAGAGUUUCAGACUUAUUUCUACGGACUUGGACCUGCACUUCUCCGUUGCCGAAUGCCUCAGAAAUACUGGAGGAAUUACUGCAAGCUGGUCCUUGCCAUACGCAUCCUUCACCAGUAUCGCAUCAGACGAGAAGCACUUCUGGUUGCACAUAGGCUCAGCAUCGGAUUCAUUGCUGAAUAUGAGCUUCUGUACUAUCGCCGUAUGACCAGCCGGCUGCAUUUCUGCCGGCAGAGUAUCCACGGGCUAUGCCAUCUUGCGCAAGAGGUUCCCCGAGUCGGCUCACUUGCACUUACAGGUCAAUGGGCUAUGGAGAACAUGAUCGGAAAUCUUGGGAUGGAGAUCAAACAACCGUCGAAUUUCUAUGCCAAUCUCAGCCAGCGGAGCCUACGGCGUUCACAGAAUAAUGCACUAAAGGCCAUCCUCCCUGAACUUGACCCCGAGAGUCCUGAGUUCCCCGCUACCGCACUACGCUUGGGUGAUGGAUUUGCCCUCCUACAGCCAUGGAGCGCGCAAUCUAUCACUGUCUCCGCUUGCGAGUCGAUGGCUAUCACUCAAUAUAUGCAGGGUCAGUACCACGAUGAUCGUGAAUGGAACAAUAUCCGGAAAUGCGGCCGACUUCAGCUUGGGCACGGGCUCAAGCAUAUAACACGUUCUGUGUUUGCGGAGCGAACUAAAGCUCUUCAUGAUAUCCGUAUGGCCCGGAAUGUAAAGCUCGAGUAUCAAGGCCGAGCAGCAUUUGGAGAAAUACAAUAUUACUUCUCUGCGAAGAUCACUGGCAGCGGACUCCAUGGCUUUGCUGUUGUGACGCUCUACAGUGAGCCCGACCCUAUAGUGCUUAGAGACUCGUUCCACACGGUUUGGCUCUGCCGAAAGCGAGGAAACAAAGGUCUCGCUGUUGUUGAUGUAAAAGACAUCCGGGCAAUCGUGGGGAUGAUA